UGCCACCGGGGUCUAGGGCAUUUCCACUAACCAUCCCCGAGGAGAAGCCUCUACCUUCAGUUUUGCAGGCACCCGACGUUGAGAUGAAACCACUCCCAACACAUUUGAAAUAUGUGUUUUUGGGGGAAAAAGAGACACUACCGGUCAUUAUCUCAAACAAUAUGACCGGAGAACAAGAAGGCAAAUUGAUAGCGGUGCUCAAGGAGCAUAAACUAGCAAUUGGAUGGACUAUAGCCGACAUCAAUAGCAUUAGUCCAUCUACUUGCAUGCAUCGCAUCUUAAUGGAGGAUGAGGCCAAGCCGGUACGACAGCCGCAACGAAGACUAAACCCACCUAUGAUGGAGGUGGUCAAAAAAGAGGUGAUCAAACUACUCCAAAUGGGGAUAAUCUUCCCCAUCUCCGACAGCAAAUGGGUUAGCCCAACCCAAGUGGUCCCAAAGAAAACCGGAGUCACGGUAGUGGAAAACAAACAUGGAGAACUAAUGCCCACCCGAAUUCAAAAUGGAUGGAGGGUAUGUAUAGAUUACCGUAGACUCAAUGCGGUAACUAGAAAGGAUUUCUUUCCUUUACCCUUCAUCGACCAAAUGCUUGAGAGACUUGC
Cuscuta europaea is the source of this 601-nucleotide messenger RNA. The record is from the annotation of a GenBank genome assembly. NCBI's taxonomy places the organism in Eukaryota, Viridiplantae, Streptophyta, Magnoliopsida, Solanales, Convolvulaceae.